AUGCAUCCAAAAAGCACCCCCUUAAGGGAAAUUGAUCCCUCCACAAUCAAGCCCAUUGGGCACAUUACGAGUUCUGAUGCAUCCUCAAUAUUUGAUGUAGAAGUGGAUGGACAAGAGUACGCAUUGAAACUUUUCCACGACAACGGCGACCCUGGAUAUGCCAAGAAUGGCCGUGAUCUGAACCGAUUUCGCUGCGAAUUCAAUGCAUAUGAGAAGCUCGUCAGGUAUGGUGUCUGUGAGUGCCACGUCGCUCCAAAAUUCCACGGCUACAUCGAUAGAAUGGAUCCGGCGCUAUUCCAUCCGACUUUCCAAAAUUUCGCCCAUGACAAGUUCCAACCGAGGGGGCUGUUACUAGAAUACUUCCCGAUCGCAGAGAGUUUGAAUUGCAUGAAUUUCUCGGAUGCGCUCUUUCCCCAGGCAAUUGAGGGCAUGAAGGAGAUACAUGAAGCAGGCGUUCACCACCAAGACAUCCACCCUAAAAACAUACCCCUUGUUCGUGGAAACCCUGACAGGCUCGCCUGGAUUGACUUUGAUGUUGCAACGACCUUUACCGACUUUGAGCCUGAACAGCUCGCGCGCUCUGCCCACGAAAUCGAGCUCGUGAAGGGAUUUGGCGAUGCGCUGAGAGAUGACCAGGCCGAGGGACUACCUCCGGAUACUAAAUUUUAUUGA
This is a messenger RNA of Penicillium hordei, 672 nucleotides long. RefSeq lists its product as uncharacterized. Gene Ontology annotation, molecular function: ATP binding; protein kinase activity. The transcript has 2 exons. The coding region runs from base 1 to 672 and encodes 223 amino acids. NCBI's taxonomy places the organism in Eukaryota, Fungi, Ascomycota, Eurotiomycetes, Eurotiales, Aspergillaceae. The record is from RefSeq and is a predicted model, not a curated record. Gene Ontology annotation, biological process: protein phosphorylation.